UGAGUUUUGUCUAAUUCGUUUCUUUUGAUUAUUACAAAUGUGUCGUCGACGUAGCGUAUCCAAAUCUUGGGUUUGAUCUUUGGUAGAAUUAUGUUUUCGAGUCUUUGCAUCACUGCUUCUGCAAUCAAACCUGAUAUUGGCGAUCCCAUGGGUGUUCCUUUGACUUGUUCAUAUAUUUGGCCGUUGAAUUGGAAGUAUGUUGUUAGGCAUAGAUUUAUGCAUUCCAUCCAGCUUGUGUGUUGCAUUUUUGAUUGUUGUGGAAGUUGUUCGUCGUUGCUAAGUAAUUGCUCCAUGGUUUCUUUUGCUAGUUUUUGUCCGAUAGAGGUAUAUAAUGCUGUCACGUCGAAGGAUACCAUUAUUUCUUGUUCAUCUAUUUGGAUGUCUCUGAUUUUCUCUAGGAAUUGGAUAGCAGAGUUGAUGGAGUGAUCACAGGAUUCCGUUAGGUGUUUUAGUUUUCUGUAUAAUUCCUUGGACAAAUUAUAUGUUGGAGUUCCUGGGAGUGAUACAAUUGGUCGUAACGGGAUAUUUGCCUUGUGUAUUUUGGGUCUGCCGUAGAAUCGAGGUAGGACUGGUCCAUUGGAUUUCAUUCGCCAUUGGUCUUGUUUUGUGAUCUGUCCAGUUUUGGUGAGCUUGUUUAAGGUCCUUUGGAUGCGGUUAUCCAAUGUUUGUAUGGGAUUUGUUGGGAGUUGUUGAUAUACAUCUUCAUCUUUGAGUAGUUCUUCAGCUUUCUUGGUAUAUUCUUCUCUGUCCAUGACUACUGUUGUUCUUCCUUUGUCGGCUGGUAAAAUGACGAUGUCCUUCCUAUUUUUCAGCUUUUUG
This is a messenger RNA of Trichobilharzia regenti, 819 nucleotides long. The record is from the annotation of a GenBank genome assembly. NCBI's taxonomy places the organism in Eukaryota, Metazoa, Platyhelminthes, Trematoda, Strigeidida, Schistosomatidae.